Rhopalosiphum padi (bird cherry-oat aphid) is the source of this 2370-nucleotide messenger RNA. It is a transcript of the gene gb, whose product is annotated as Y+L amino acid transporter 2. The transcript has 13 exons. The record is from RefSeq and is a predicted model, not a curated record. Lineage: Eukaryota; Metazoa; Arthropoda; Insecta; Hemiptera; Aphididae. Gene Ontology annotation, molecular function: L-amino acid transmembrane transporter activity. The coding region runs from base 246 to 1718 and encodes 490 amino acids. Gene Ontology annotation, biological process: amino acid transmembrane transport. Gene Ontology annotation, cellular component: membrane.
GGGACACGCCGUCGCCGCCGCCGCCGCCGCGAGGGCCGACCGGACGUAGACCCACCACACACGUGUCACGGAGUACCGGCGCGACGCGAACAGUCUCGUUUGGCGAUGCGGCGGCGUUUUGUUAUCUGUUCGUUAUCGUCAUUGCACCGCGACCGCAUUAAAAUUUAAAAUCCUGUCCGCACCACGGAGACUGUAAACACCGUUGUAGUGUUACAAGAAGAUAGAAAUCCAUUUCGCGGCAGAAAAUGAACACAUCAGCAUCAGAAAAUGUCAAAAUCACUGACUCAACUCCCGAAGAAACAGGAGAUAGAGUCAGGCUCAAAAAACAACUGGGUCUUCUCGAAGGCGUUGCCAUCAUUUUGGGCAUAAUAUUUGGAUCUGGUAUAUUCAUCUCACCGUCGGGCGUAAUGAACGAAGCUGGAUCGGUCGGCCUCAGCUUAACCAUGUGGUUCAUGUGCGGCAUGUUGUCCAUGAUCGGCGCACUGUGUUACGCCGAAUUGGGAACGUCUAUACCGCGGUCGGGCGGCGACUACACGUACCUGUUUGAAGGAUUCGGACCGCUGCCGGCGUUCCUCUACCUAUGGGAUGCCAUGCUCGUGUUUGUGCCCACCACCAACGCCAUCAUGGGAUUGACGUUCGCCAACUACGUGAUCAAACCUUUCUUCCCAGACUGCGACAACCCGGACCAGGCGGUCAGACUCCUGGCGGCCGCCGUGAUUUGUUUCAUAACUUUCAUCAACUGUUGGAACGUCAAAGCCACCACUAAAGUUCAAAACGUGUUCAUGUUCACCAAGAUAUCGGCUCUGGUGUUGAUCAUCGUAUGCGGCGGCGUUUUCCUGUGCAGGAAUGGAUUUUCCAAAUUCAUGAACCCUUGGCAAGGAUCGGUCACAGACCCCGGCAGAUUGGCCGUCUCCGUUUAUUCCGGGAUAUACUCGUAUUCAGGAUGGAACUAUUUGAAUUUCAUGACCGAAGAACUGAGGAACCCUUACGUGAACCUGCCAAGAGCCAUUUACAUUUCCAUGCCAUUGGUGACCAUUAUUUACGUGUUGGCCAACGUUGCUUACUUGGCCGUUCUGACGCCGCAUGACAUGGUGACGACUAAAGCAAUUGCAGUUACAUUUGGUCAUUUAGCAAUGGGUUCGUUCGAAUGGAUCAUGCCAUUGAUGGUUGCCCUAUCGGCAUUUGGCGGUCUGUGUGUUCACAUCAUGACUUCAUCCAGAAUGUGCUUUGUCGGUGCGCGGUACGGUCACUUCCCAUCAUUUUUGUCACACAUCAAUGUGGAAAGGUACACACCCACUCCAUCUCUAGUGUUUUUGAACAUCUUAUCUUUACUCAUGCUCUUUACAAGUGAUGUUGAUAUGCUUAUAACAUAUUCAAGUAUUGUAGAAGCGUUCUUCACGAUGCUAUCAGUAUCAUCAGUAUUGUGGAGCCGAUGGAAGCGUCCAAACAUCAACAGGCCAAUUAAGGUUUCCCUUUGGAUCCCAAUCACGUAUGUAAUAGUGUCAUUAUUCUUAAUUGUCUUGCCAUGUUAUGUAAGACCUUUUGAAGUUGGCAUGGGAGUUGGUAUCACCUUGUUAGGCAUUCCAGUAUACUAUCUAUGUGUAGUUUGGAAAACUAAGCCUGUGUGGUUCCAAAACACAUUAAAGCAUGUGACAUUCACCAUCCAAAAGUUGUUUGUUAGUGCCAAAGAAGAAAAAGAAGAAGACAUUUGGGAAUAAUGAUAUGGGUUUCUUUAUUUUAUGAUCUACUUGUCAAUUAUUGAUUUUUAACGGUUUUAAGUGUUCACCUAAAACAUUUUCUCUGAAAACAUUUAAAUUUUCCAGACUUAAUUUACUUUCAUGUUUUUAUUUUAGUUUUAAAGACAUGAUUUUUUUAUUAUGCUACUUACUAUACUCUGUCCAAGGAGAAAAUACUCCGCGGCUCGAUAAAAAUCGGUUCUUUUAAGAAACCCAUCGCAACACCCUACCAUUGUAAAACUGAUCUGGAUGGCAAGAUGUCACCACAUGGGGAUACACAGAAUUGGCAUAUACUCUUGCUGGACAGAGUAUAUAUAAAAAUUUACAGUUUUACUUUUCAUUUUUUUUUAAUUUUUAUUGUCAAUCAGUAUUACAAAAUGUAUAAAUGUUUAUAUUAAAUAUUAUUUACAUUAAAAGAAAAAUUAUGUACUUUAUUUUGUAUUCAUUUGAGGAAACCAUAUUGUUGCUUACAAACAUUACUGGACAUGUCUUGAGUAAGAGUUUCAUUGAGUGCUUUGUUCAAAAGAAUGCCAAUGUGUGAACCAGACUAAAAAUAAUUGGAAUGUAAUAUAUAUAUACAUGUAUUGGUAGUUUUGGUUUUAUAAGUUUAAAUAAACUAAUGCUAUUACCAUAA